GGGCUUCUCCAGAAACGCCUAGAGAACAGAUACGCUUCCAAACCAGCGCCUCCACAAUGGGCCCCCAGACGGCAGAGAGGCCUGAGAGGUGGGCUGGGGGUGGGGGAGGGAGGCUGGUGAUCCCAGGUGCAGCUCACCGGCUCCAUGCUUGCUUGCAGCCCGGGCAGGGGCAGGGGGAAGGGCGGGCUGCGCUCCCGCCCCACUUCCUCCCGCGGCGGGGGGCCGGGGAGGGGUCGUUGACCACGUGACCCUCCAGGUCCGGAGGCGGAGGCCAGCGCUCGAGGACGCGGGGGCGGGGCGGAGCCACCGCCUGGGAGUCCACCGGAGCAACCUGAGCUGCCAGCCGAGGAAGCCAUCGCCUACUGCUGUCCCGGUCCGGCGCGCCGCCAUGGGCCGGGGGAUCCGGGGCGCGCUGCCGCCUGGGCCGCCGCCGCUGUAUCUGCUGCUGCUGCACCUCCUGCUGCCGCUGCCUGCAGCGCGCACGUACAGCCCCCGGAUCAGCCUGCCGCUGGGCUCUGAGAAGCGGCCAGUCCUCCGGUUUGAAGCUGAGAACAUUUCCAACUACACCGCCCUUCUGCUGAGCCAGGAUGGGAAGACGCUGUACGUGGGCGCCCGAGAGGCCCUCUUCGCCCUCAGUAGUGGUCUCAGCUUCCUUCCUGGUGGAGAGUACCAGCAGCUACUGUGGAAGGCGGAUGCAGACAGGAAACAGCAGUGCAGCUUCAAGGGCAAGGACCCACAGCGUGACUGCCAAAACUACAUCAAGAUCCUCCUGCCACUCAACAGCAGCCACUUGUUCACCUGUGGCACGGCCGCUUUCAGCCCCGUGUGUACCUACAUUAACUUGGAGAAUUUCACUCUGGCACAGGACCAGGCGGGAAGUGUCCUCCUGGAAGAUGGCAAGGGCCGCUGUCCCUUCGACCCCAACUUCAAGUCCACAGCCCUGGUGGUUGACGGCGAGCUCUACACCGGAACAGUCAGCAGCUUCCAGGGGAAUGACCCAGCCAUCUCCCGGAGCCAGAGCCAGCGCCCCAUAAAGACGGAGAGCUCCCUCAACUGGCUGCAAGACCCAGCCUUUGUGGCCUCAGCCUACAUCCCCGAGAGCCUGGGCAGCCUACAAGGGGAUGACGACAAGAUCUACUUCUUCUUCAGUGAGACCGGCCAGAAGUUCGAGUUCAUCGAGAAUACCAUAGUGUCCCGCAUCGCCCGCGUCUGCAAGGGUGACGAGGGUGGCGAGCGGGUGCUGCAGCAGCGCUGGACAUCCUUCCUGAAGGCACAGCUGCUGUGCUCACGGCCCGACGACGGCUUCCCGUUCAACGUGCUGCAGGAUGUGUUCACGCUGAGCCUCAGUCCCGACGAUUGGCCCCAGACCCUCUUCUAUGGGGUCUUCACCUCCCAGUGGCACAGAGGCACCACGGAGGGCUCUGCCGUGUGUGUCUUCACCAUGGAGGACGUGCAGAAUGCCUUCAAUGGCCUCUACAAGGAGGUGAAUCGGGAUACCCAACAGUGGUACACCGUGACCCACUCCGUGCCUACGCCCCGGCCUGGAGCGUGUAUCACCAACAGUGCCCGCGAGAAGAAGAUCAACUCAUCCCUGCAGCUCCCAGACCGUGUGCUCAACUUCCUCAAGGACCAUUUUCUGAUGGAUGGGAAGGUGCGCAGCCAACUGCUGCUGCUGCAGCCCGAGGCCCGCUACCAGCGGGUGGCCAUCCACCAUGUGUCUGGCCUGAACCGUACCUACGACGUCCUCUUCCUGGGGACCAGUGAUGGGCGGCUGCACAAGGCAGUGCGAGUGGGUGCACAGGUGCAUGUCAUUGAGGAGCUACAGGUCUUCGAGCCAGGGCAGCCCGUGCAGACCCUGCUCCUGGACAAGCAUGGGGGACUGUUGUAUGCGGCUUCGUACUCAGGCGUGGUCCAAGUGCCCUUGGCCAACUGCAGCCUCUACCAGAGCUGUGGGGACUGCCUCCUCGCCCGGGACCCCUACUGCGCCUGGAAUGGCUCCAGCUGCAACCACAUCAGUCUCCACAAGCCAGAAUUGGACUCCAGGCCCUGGCUCCAGGAUAUAGAGGGGGCCAACGCCAAGGACCUCUGCAACACAGCCAUGCCCCGCUCUUCACCAAAAGCAGGCAAGAAGCCCUGUGAGAGUGUCCAGUUCCAGCCCAACACGGUCAGCACCUUGGCCUGUCCACUCCUCUCCAACCUGGCCACACGACUUUGGCUGCACGAUGGUGUCCCCGUCAACUCUUCAGCCUCCUGCCGCGUGCUGUCCACAGGGGAUCUGCUGCUGGUGGGCAGCCGGCAGGCAGUGGGGCGCUUUGAGUGCUGGUCAGUGGAACGGGGCUUCCAGCAGCUGGUGGCCAGCUACUGCCCAAAGGUGGAAGACGAAGCUGGCGAGCACACGGAGCAGAGUGGCAGCGUGCCUGUGGUCAUCAACACGUCCCGUGUGAGUGCCCCCGCGGCUGGCAAGGCCAGCUGGGGCACCAACAAGUCCUACUGGAAUGAGUUCCUGGUGAUGUGCGCGCUCUUUGUGCUGGUAGUGAUCCUCCUCAUCCUCCUCUUCCUCUACCGGCACCGAGAUGGAAUGAAGGCCUUCCUGAAGCAGGGCGAGUGUGCCAGUGUCCACCCCAAAGCCCAUACUGGGGCCUUGCCCCCUGAGACACGGCCACUCAAUGGUGUUGGCCCACCCAGCCUGCCCCAGGACCACCGUGGCUACCAGGCCCUAUCUGACAGCUCCCCAGGGCCCCGGGUCUUCACGGAGUCUGAGAAGAGGCCGCUCAGCUUUCAGGACAGCUUCGUGGAGGUGUCGCCCGUGUGUCCUCGUCCGCGGGUCCGCCUGGGCUCAGAGAUCCGGGACUCCGUAGUGUGACAGCUGACUUCUGGAAGAAGUCCCUCUGGCUUUGGGGGCGACCUGACCCUGCAGCACGCCUGGGCCCACAUGCCCAGCACUUGGGAGCAUUGGAGCAAGCUGGCUGCUGGCCCUGCCACACAGAGAGGCAUGCCAAAGUUUCUGGCUGCAGAGGGGAUCUGCCCAGGUGGCAGAAAAGCACUCCGUGUGAACUGAGCCCUUUGUUUAAACAAAAUCGAAAAUGUGAAAUCAGGGAGAGACACGGACAGCUAUGCCCACAGCUGGGCUGCUUCCCAGCCUUCCAGAGGCGGCAGGCAGUUCAAAAUGACUGUUGGGGACCGAGCUGGUGACCCUUCGCCUUAGCCUGUUGCCCCAUCUUGCUGUGUCACCACAGCUCUAGGGCUGGCUCUGCCAGCCGGCCGAGGACACAUUCCUGGCCACCAGCAUCUCACCUCAGGAAGCAGAGGGCUGGACCAGAACCACAGGGCAGGCCCCCCCCCCCACCUUUGGACCUCUCCAGCCUGUAUCAGGCUAUAGCUACAUGAGAGGGCAGCCUGUGCCUGGGAAGGUGGGGGACCUACAGCAUUUCCUGUGGGUGUAUCCCAGGGAGCAAACUGCCUGCCUCCCUGCUGGGGAACUCAUCUGUCUCUCCUACCACUUCUUGAGACUCAGGUCUGGCACCUCCCUGUGGCCCUCUCCCCACUCCUUCAGAUCCAAGCCAGGCACCUCCCUGUCUCCUGCUCACCCUUCUCCCCUGCCACUGCCCCUCAACCUGCCCUCCACUUCAAGGGAUAUGACACUGCCCAGCCAAACAUGGGGAGCCUGAAUUCACGUGGGUUUUAUAUUUUUUUUAAUUAAGAUGCACUUUACUUUUUUUUUCUUUUUUAGUAAAAUCUGAAGAAUUGUUGUUGAAUCUGAGCCCUUCCUCCUUGUAAGCCUGGUGCUUUCCAAAGCUAGUCCAAUUCUGAGCUCACAGGGCAACAGUGGUUCAGAGCCAACCAAGGGAGAACAUGGUGUUCAUGGCUGGGGUGCUGGCCCUGGGGCUCCCCACUGCCCUAACAGAAAGCUCAAGUGAAG
Messenger RNA from Ochotona curzoniae (black-lipped pika), 3919 nucleotides. It is a transcript of the gene SEMA4B, whose product is annotated as semaphorin 4B. The transcript has 14 exons. Bases 389 to 2863 code for a protein of 824 amino acids. Gene Ontology annotation, molecular function: semaphorin receptor binding; chemorepellent activity. NCBI's taxonomy places the organism in Eukaryota, Metazoa, Chordata, Mammalia, Lagomorpha, Ochotonidae. Gene Ontology annotation, biological process: negative chemotaxis; axon guidance; neural crest cell migration. The record is from RefSeq and is a predicted model, not a curated record.